Molecule: messenger RNA, 270 nt
Organism: Akanthomyces muscarius
Lineage: Eukaryota; Fungi; Ascomycota; Sordariomycetes; Hypocreales; Cordycipitaceae
Exons: 3
Coding region: 1-270 (89 amino acids)
Source: RefSeq, a predicted model, not a curated record
AUGGCUAGGUCAGGAUUGCGCGCGCCGCCAAAGGACGGCAGUCCCGCUUUACGGGACGAGGCCAAAGCCGAAAAGACAGGCUCCCAGUGGUCCAAGCAGUAUUGGUGGCUUCCGCCGGGACUUGUUUUGGUAGCUCCGCACUACCAGCAGGCCAACCUACAGUUGUCGUCACAAGGCGCAGUCAUUAGCGACAUGAGCCCCAUCCGUGAAUCGGCAUAUAAUACCUGGAGACGAAACUGGUCACAGCAGCAUUGCGGCCGCUAUGGUUAA